Acinonyx jubatus (cheetah) is the source of this 2284-nucleotide messenger RNA. It is a transcript of the gene BBIP1, whose product is annotated as BBSome interacting protein 1. Gene Ontology annotation, cellular component: BBSome. The record is from RefSeq and is a predicted model, not a curated record. The coding region runs from base 165 to 377 and encodes 70 amino acids. The transcript has 3 exons. Lineage: Eukaryota; Metazoa; Chordata; Mammalia; Carnivora; Felidae. Gene Ontology annotation, biological process: receptor localization to non-motile cilium; cilium assembly.
CGCGUCUCCAGUGUGACGUAGUUUUCCCUUCGUCCAAUCUCACCGUUGCCCUGGGCAACAAUCGGGCGGUCUGGGAAGAGAGGCGUCUGUAAGUAGGCCCGAAAAAGGACCAAAGGUGACCAGUCAUCCCAGGAAAACACUUAGCUGUAUCCAACAAUUCAGAUAUGGCGGAAGUGAAGUCAAUGUUCCGGGAAGUUCUUCCAAAACAAGGGCAGCUGUCUGUGGAAGAUAUAACCACAAUGGUGCUGUGUAAACCCAAACUUUUACCCUUAAAAUCUCUGACUCUGGAAAAAUUGGAGAAAAUGCAGCAAGCAGCCCAGGAUACAAUUCGCCAACAAGAAAUGGCAGAAAAGGAACAACAGCAAAUAACUCACUGAAUGAUAAUUUAGCACUUCUACAGAAUACCCUACCUUAGUAUUAACAAUAGCUAGAAAAUAAUUUGCACCUGUAUGCUGAGAACAGUGUGUGUUAAUAAAACUGAUAGUGCUUAUACAUAAUAUAAAAAUACCCAAGACUAAUGAAACUUGUAUUGUGAAUUUAGACACUGUGGUUUGUAUUGAACAUAAGCAAUUAAAAAAACUUUGAACCCAAAUUUUAUGGGUUUUUUUUUUUUUUUUACCCAAGUUUUUAGAACUGUAAAUUAUUGUUUACCAUUCCUAUCAGUCUUACGGGUAAAAUUCUUAGGCACAAGUGACUAAAUGCAACUCUUAGGUUCACAAAAUCUUUACAUGUUUAUUAAAAACUGAAUUUGACGAUACAUUCUAAUCUUGUACAAAGCGUUUUGGGGCUUUUACAUUACCUAACUUUGAAACUCUUUUACAAAUUUUGUGUUUCAUGUUUAAGGCUAUUUUGCCUAACCAACUGAUUCUACCAGUAAUGACAAAACUAAAUAAAUUUGAAACCCUCACUUAUCCAGUAGUCCCCUGAGCUUUUUGUUUUCAUAAAACGUUUUGAAGUUUAUUUGUUUUAAGAGAGAAUGUGCGAAAGGGGAGGAGCAGAGAGGGAGAGAGAGAAUCCCAAGCAGGCUCUGCACUGCACUGCACUGUCAGCAUGCAGCCUGACACAGGGCUCAAAUUCACGAACCACAUGAAGAGUGUUACCUGAGCAGAAAUCGAGUCAGACACUUAACUAACAGUGAGCCACCUAGGUGCCCCAGUCCCGAGUUUUUAAUUAUACUGACUUUAAGGACUAAGAAUUACCUGGCUACCUUUAUCAUCCAGGUAUCAAACACACAAUUAAAACUACAGACUUGAAAGAGCCCAUGGGAUAAAUAUCAACAUUAAAUUUGGAGUUUUAAUUCUAAAAGGUUUAAUUCUAAACCUGCAAUGGGCAUAUUCCUAAUACCUUUAUAAAUUCUGAAUUCUUGGCUGGUUGCUACAAUCAAUAAUAGACCAUUUAAAUUACCAUGGACCUUGAGGCCUUGCUGAGUAAUCAGGCUCUACAAAAGAGGUUAGAAAUGUAAUCGUUCUUUAGAUAACUGCUAUUUAUUGGUAGCUACUAUUUUCUCAAACACUGGAUAAAUGUAAAACUUUGAGUCACUGAAGAAUUUUUUAUAACACAAACAUUAGCUGGUAACAGAAUUAAGAAUGAUGAAAUUUUAGAAAUUUCAUUGAGCUUUAGAUAAGAUCAGAAAAUAAGUAUGCGUGCAUUUCCCACAUAUAAUAUUAAAAGAAUUUAUUUACGAUUGUACUUUUGAUUUAAAAUUUUUUUUAAUGUUUAUUUUUUGAGAGAGCGUGAGCAGAGGAGGAGCAGAGAGAGAGGGAGACACAGAAUCUGAAGCAGGCUCCAGGCUCUGAACUAUCAGCACAGAGCCUGAUGUGGGGCUCAAACCCACAAACCAGAAGAUCAUGACCUGAGCCAAAGUUGGAUGCUUAACAGACUGAGCCACCCAGGUGCCCCAAGUACUUUUCAUUUAAAAGUUUGCAAAGAACAAAGUUUAAAUUCACUAGGUUCAAAUAUGCUCCCUUAGAGGAUUUAAAAUUUGCUGUGUAAAAUAAAAGUUUUUAAAAAGACCUAAAAUAAAUGUACUCCCAAUGAAGAAUCAACACUGCUUCACAUGUUUUAUUUUGUCAUACAUUCUUUUAGAACCAGGUUCAUUUUUCCAGUUUUGUAGAAAAAUAGAUGUUCCAGCCACCAUUUAUUUAACUGUCUAGUCUUUGAGACCAAUCAAUAUGUUCCCUGGAAAAAUGAAUAAGUCUUAUGACUAACUCAUUUUCUUAAAAUUCUUUAAGACAAAGAAAUAACUUUUUUUUUUUUUUUUUUUUUUUACUCCCAAAGCACAGUA